GACUCUAUCACUCUUUUUUUUUCUAUCCAUGGCAGAGAGUAUUCUAGAUUUCAGCAAAGAACUCGACGUUGCGCUGUUGGACCAAGUGGUUAUGACCUUCUUCGGAGGAUCGGGUCAAGAGCAACAAUUGGCCCAACAGUUGUUGACUCAAUUUCAAGAUCAUGAAGAAGCAUGGACACGUGUAGACGGAAUUCUCGAGCGCUCCAAUGUUCCUCAAACCAAAUUCAUUGCUCUUCAGAUUUUGGAAAAAUUCAUUCAAACAAGGUGGAACACACUCAAUGCCGAUAGCCGCAAUGCUAUCCGUUACUUCAUUGUGAAUGUGAUUGUCAAAGUUUCUUCUGAUGAGCAAUCGCUCGUCAAGGAACGCACUUAUAUCAACAAGUUAAAUAUGGUUUUGGUGCAGAUUCUUAAACAAGAGUGGCCACGAAAUUGGCCUCAAUUUAUCCCAGAAAUCCUCGCUUCCAGUCAAACCAAUCUUGCCCUGUGUGAAAACAACAUGGCAAUUCUCAAAUUAUUGAGUGAGGAGAUUUUCGAUUAUUCAGCAGAGCAGAUGACCCAAUCAAAGACAUCCAACCUCCGAAAUCAAAUGUGUGGCGAGUUUUCUGAUAUUUACCAGCUGUGCACUCAAGUCCUUGAGAAGGCUACCAAACCCAGCUUGAUCAAAGCGACCUUGGAAACCCUGCUCCGAUUCUUGAGUUGGGUCCCGCUCGGAUAUGUCUUUGAAACUGAUCUCAUUGACACGCUCCGCAGCAGAUUUUUUGAAGUGCCUCAAUUCCGUAACAUUACCUUGAAGUGUUUGACGGAAAUCGGCAGCUUAAAUGUCGACAACCAGUACGGUGACAAGCUUGUGUCCUUGUUCACCAAUGUAAUGACCGCUAUCAACACAAUGAUCCCUCCCAAUACUGACAUUGCCGAUGUCUAUGAAAACAGUAGUGAUGAUGACCAAGAAUUUGUUCAAAACUUGGCCAUCUUUUUGACCAGCUUUUUAACCGCUCAUGUCAAGAUCAUUGAACAGUCACCUGCCAACCACGGUUUGCUGGUCAAUGCACAUUACUAUCUAGUCAAAGUAUCUCGCGUUGAAGAUCGCGAAGUAUUCAAGAUCUGUCUCGAAUAUUGGGCUCAGCUGGUCCAAGAAUUGUUUGAAGAAGUUCGUGCUAUGCCUCCGAUGGAGUCGCCAUUGCUUGAUCUGUCGGUUCCUGGUGGUGGUCCCUUGGGUAAUGCCGGUUACCGUCCUCGAAAAGUAUUGUAUGUGGAUGUCUUGUCCAAUCUACGUGUGGUCAUGAUCGAACGUAUGGUGAAACCCGAGGAAGUCUUGGUGGUGGAAAAUGAUGAAGGUGAAAUUGUGCGUGAAUUUGUCAAGGAGAGUGACACCAUUGUGCUAUACAAGAGCAUGAAGGAAGUCUUGGUCUACUUGACCAAUCUCGAUGUGGCCGACACGGAAGAAAUCAUGACGACAAAGCUCGCCAAACAGAUGGAUGGAAGUGAAUGGUCGUGGCAAAACCUCAAUAAGUUAUGCUGGGCUAUUGGUUCCAUUUCCGGUGCGAUGAAUGAAGACACCGAGAAGCGAUUUUUGGUCACCGUCAUUAAAGAGUUGCUCAGUUUGUGUGAAAUGAAACGCGGUAAAGAUAACAAGGCGGUGGUUGCUUCGAAUAUCAUGUAUACCGUCGGUCAGUACCCUCGUUUCUUGAAAGCGCAUUGGAAAUUCCUCAAGACCGUGGUCAACAAAUUGUUCGAAUUCAUGCACGAAUCGCACGAAGGUGUACAGGACAUGGCCUGUGAUACGUUUAUCAAGAUUGCCCAAAAGUGCAAGCGCCACUUUGUUGUACAACAAACCGGCGAAGUCAGACCUUUCAUUGAUGAAAUACUGGAAAGUAUCGAUCGUAUCACUUCCGAUCUUGUUCCUCAACAGAUCCAUACUUUCUAUGAAGCUGUUGGUUACAUGAUUUCCGCUCAAUCCAACAAGCCGGCUCAGGAAAGAUUGAUGGAGAACUACAUGGCAUUACCAAAUACGGCAUGGAAUGUCAUUAUGAGUGAAGCGAAUCAAAAUGUCAAUGUGUUGGAUAAUGCGAAUGAAAUCAAGAUUCUUGCCAACGUGUUGAAGACCAACGUCGCCGGCUGUCGAUCGGUUGGUCCUGCAUUCAUCAUUCAGCUGAGCAAAAUUUAUGCCGAGCUGUUGACAUUGUAUCGCUAUGUUGGCAAGCUGGUAUCACAGAAUGUGGCAGAACAAGGUGUGAUUGCGACAAAGACACCGAAGGUGCGAGGUUUAAGAACGAUCAAGAAAGAAAUCUUGAAAUUGAUCGAUUGCUACGUGGAAUGUGCCGAAGAUUUGGAUGCCGUGAACAACAAUAUGGUCGGACCCUUCUUUGAGGCUGUUCUUUCCGAUUACAAUUCGUCGAUCGAUAUCGCCCGAGAUGCCGAAGUAUUAAACGUCUUGGCCACCGUGGUCAACAAACUGGGAUCCCUGAUGACCCCACGUGUCCCCGCCAUUUUGGAAGCGACGUUCGAGACGACGUUGAACAUGAUUACCAAAGACUUUGCAGAAUUCCCUGAACAUCGUACAGGAUUCUACAACUUGCUUCGAGCGAUUAACCAACAAUGCUUCCCAGCUUUAUUGGAACUGGCCCCCGGUCAAUUUAAGCUGAUCAUUGACAGUAUUGUUUGGGGUUUCAAACAUACCAUGCGUGACAUUGCAGACAUUGGCCUUCAAAUUUGCAAAGAGCUUAUUGAUAACAUUAGCCGGACCGAUCCUUCCAUUGCCGGUGCAUUUUACCAGUCAUACUAUCUCAGCAUUCUUCAGGAUAUCUUUUUUGUCUUGACCGAUCGUGAUCACAAGAGCGGUUUCAAGGGCCAAACUGAGAUUCUGGCACAAUUAUUCCAUUUGGUCAGCAGUAACCAGAUCCAGGUGCCAUUAUACGAACCAUCCCAGGUCUCGGAUCCUAACAUGAGCAACGUACAAUUCUUGGAAGGUUAUGUCAGUGCAUUACUUCAAAAUGCCUUCCCACAUCUGCAAAGUGUGCAAAUCAAUUAUUUUGUCAGCGCCAUGUUACGUUACAACAGCCAACCUGCGAAAUUCAAGUUGGAAGUACGUGAUUUCUUGAUUCAGCUCAAGGAAUUCGCAGGCGAGAAUGCAGAACUGUACCUGGAAGAAAAGGAGGCAGAAUUAGAAGCCAUGCGAAAGGCAGAAAGAGAAAAGGCGCUGAGUGUUCCCGGUAUGCUGAAGCCUUCCGAAAUGGAUGAAGAUGAGGAUCUUUAAAAUACACUUUGAUCCCACCCCAACCAUCCCAUUUCCCUCCCAAUGGGUAACACUUGUUCUCCCUCACUAGCACACUCUCAAAAAAAAAAGUUGAAAAAAAAAUUCACUUACUAAAGCAAUUUGAUCUAUCAAGAUAAAAAAUAAAGGAAAUAUUUCAUUUUCAAGCUC
Molecule: messenger RNA, 3421 nt
Organism: Radiomyces spectabilis
Lineage: Eukaryota; Fungi; Mucoromycota; Mucoromycetes; Mucorales; Radiomycetaceae
Product: nuclear export factor CRM1
Exons: 18
Coding region: 29-3253 (1074 amino acids)
Biological process (GO): protein export from nucleus; ribosomal small subunit export from nucleus; ribosomal large subunit export from nucleus
Cellular component (GO): nucleus; cytoplasm
Molecular function (GO): small GTPase binding; nuclear export signal receptor activity
Source: RefSeq, a predicted model, not a curated record